GUUGCAUGCUAUGAGCUUCUGAAUGAAGCAAAGCGACUGGAAAACCAAGCAGAGCCAUGCAGCACACAAAAACAACUCCCCUCUGCUUCUCGGAGUCAUAAAUCAAUGCCCUAAAAAAAUCGAAGGAGAGCAACAUGAAAUCCAUUCACCCCUAUUUCCUCUUUCUUUAGUGCUGUUAAUGAAUUGUAAAUCUUGAGCUCUCAGCACCUUCCACUCAAAGUCUUGCUGUUUACCUCAGUUUAUCUUCCAUCAUUGUUGACCUAAGCCAAGCUACUGGAUUUCUGUACAUAUUCACCUCAUGUUCACAGCAACACAGAUGAGCUGAAUUUAUGGCCCUUGAGCUCAGGUGGUUACACUGACACUGAUUUUAUUGCAGUUAUCUGCAGUAGGCGUUCUAGCAGCUGAGUGCCUGCCAUCAUGCUGGCAGUCAAUAAUUACCUGUAGUCAAUACUUCUGAAGGCAAACACUAUUUCAGUCUGUCUCUCUUUGUAUUUAUACUGUAGCUGUGUAUAUAUAUAUAUAUAUAUGGGUGUACAGGGGCUGCACUUUCAGAAAUUGUACAGAUGCUUUCAGAAAAAAAGACAGAAAAAAUAGUGCUUAGGAAAAAAACUAUGUUUGGUCUCAUUAGACCCUCCCACAGAGAGCUGGCCAGCCCAUCUCGGUGCCGCUCUAUCAUAGUCAGUCCAGAGUUCACCUACCGUUUACUCGGUUUUAUCCUCUCAUACUGUCCAUCUAGUCACCUCUCCUUUCCAGCUCUGCUACCAUUGUGUUUCUCAGGAGAUCCCUUUCUUGGCGGCAGAAGGACUUGUGAUUGUGGAUUGAUGAACACAGUGCCUGAUUGAGGGGUCAUGUGGAGUAGCCGUCUGCUCUGAGGUGACAGGAAAUCAUGCAAGCUCCAGCGUUUACCUCUCAACACUCGUCAGCCCCUCACAGGAGUCCAAGAGGGAGGAUGAAUACCUCAGCGGAGGGGUCUGAUGUUACUUUGUUCCGUCUGCCACCCCCAGCCAAUAAGAUGUGGAACUGAUUGUGAGGACUGAAAUGACUUGAUUCACAUGCGGCACACGGAAAGCAGUACCAAUGUAAAAAAAAAAGUCACUGAUUUGAUGUAUUCUGAAUGACAGUUUUUAAACAGGAAUGUAAUUUUCCUGGUGUCAACAGGAACAUGAGUGUAUGUAAAAUGUGUAUACGUAAAAUGAUAAUGCCUUCAACAGCCUUGAUGUUCAAUGCCAAGAAAUCUGUGUAAUGCUAAUUUUUGAAUACACUCCUAUUUAGUGACAGCAUGAGUAAGCAUUUCCGCAUGUAUUAUCAGUAGUUUUAUGACAGGCUUAAGCACAUUGACCCAGCAAAAGACAAACUGUGUUUCAACAGUAGCACAAUGAACCCAACUGACAACAGCAGCGACACUGGGCUGGGCGACGUGGAGAGGGUCCUAGUCCCAAUACUGGACACACUGAUUCUGGUACUGGGGGUUUGUGGGCACUCCAUGGUGAUGGUGAUCUUGUGUGGACGCAGGAGGAGAGGGAUGGGACAUAUAUUACAGUCUCCUCAACACUCCAGCAGUGGCACAGGCACAGACAUCCUCCUGCUGGCUCUGAGCGCUGCAGACCUGAUUUUGCUCUCCAUGCUUCCCUUCCACACCGCUACCAUCGCCAUGCAGCACUGGCCAUUUGGGGACGUCAUGUGCCGCAUUGUGGGCUGCUUGGGAUCAGCCUGCACCUCAGCCAGCGUAUUUACUCUGGCCACCCUGGCCGUGUCUCGCUACCUGACUGUGGUGAAGCCUACCAGAGCCUACUCCCUCCUCACCCCUCGCAGGGUGUCUGUAACUGCUGCACUGCUCUGGGUUCCAGCUUUGUGCCUUGCGGCUCCCCAGCUGGUUUUUCGCUCUGUUGGAACGCCGCGACAAACCAAUGACGGCCUCGCUUGUUUUGUUUUGCAGUCUGACCAAGAACAGUUGAUCUAUGGAUUGGUUCACUUCCUCGUGGCCUUCUUGCUCCCGCUGGUUGUAAUUGCAGUGGCAUACAGCAACAUCUAUGUGUUCCUAUGGCGGCGUCAACAGGGCGGCCAGAUGCCCCAGGUGGAGCGCUACCAGAGCAAAGUGACCCAGACAUCAGCGGUGCUGGUGCUGGCUUUCACCCUGUGCUGGCUGCCAUCCUACGGCCUAACUCUAGCCUUACUGGCAAACAAAAGCUCAGGGGCCACUGGAACCUCACCACGUUACGGCCCCUUUAGCGUAUUUGCACGUCUCAUGGCAACCUCCUCUACAGUGAUGAACCCCAUCCUCUAUGUGCUGAUGUCGCAAAAAUUCAGACAGGACGUGCUGAGGCUGUUCAAGAAGGACAGGCAAGGAGCCAGUGGAGCUGUGGUUAUGGAUGCUGUCUGACAGUAUUACUUUAAGGAACUACUUUGAUAAAACUGACUACCUGACAAACACUGAGCCAUUCCUGGCAACUGGGAAUUACUAUAAAAAAAAACUGGGAAUUACUAUUAAAAAAAACUGUGAAUUACUAUAAAAAAAAUGACAAGCUGAGCUGCUGACAGACUCCUGCAUUUCCUCAUUACCCUCAUGAGGAAAGUAACUAACAAGCAGAACAACAGCACAAACACGGACAUUCAACAACUUUGCUUCUUCACAACAUUCUGUUAGUCUGGAUAUUGUACAAGAAGAUGAAAGUUUGCCUUGGGAGUUGCUGCUCUACAAGCGCAAUGGCAGAAACAAUCCCGAAUCACACAUUCCUUGUAAAACAGAUUAAAGUAAAGGCACUUUGGUAAAACAUUAA
Acanthochromis polyacanthus (spiny chromis) is the source of this 2777-nucleotide messenger RNA. Its product is annotated as delta-type opioid receptor. The transcript has a single exon. The record is from RefSeq and is a predicted model, not a curated record. Bases 1376 to 2380 code for a protein of 334 amino acids. Gene Ontology annotation, biological process: G protein-coupled receptor signaling pathway; immune response. Lineage: Eukaryota; Metazoa; Chordata; Actinopteri; Pomacentridae. Gene Ontology annotation, molecular function: G protein-coupled receptor activity. Gene Ontology annotation, cellular component: membrane.